This is a messenger RNA of Chelmon rostratus (copperband butterflyfish), 3877 nucleotides long. RefSeq names its product basonuclin 1 (gene bnc1). Gene Ontology annotation, cellular component: nucleus. The coding region runs from base 327 to 3584 and encodes 1085 amino acids. Gene Ontology annotation, biological process: regulation of transcription by RNA polymerase I. The record is from RefSeq and is a predicted model, not a curated record. The transcript is spliced from 5 exons. NCBI's taxonomy places the organism in Eukaryota, Metazoa, Chordata, Actinopteri, Chaetodontiformes, Chaetodontidae.
GCCAGUCCACGGCAACAUUAGAGGAGAGACAGCAGAGGAGGCGUGUGUGUGCAUCUGUGCAGUGAGAGUAAAAGCACAGUGACUACUUCUUCUCUUUUUUGUGGAGUGAGUGUUGGUGGCUCAGUGUGUGUGUGUGUGUGUGUGUGAGAGAGAGAGAAGCCAGAGAAGCAGAGUACAUGUGUGUCUGUGUUGUUGAAGGAGAUGCUGCUGGGUGUGAUGGCUCUUUUGCAUUAGUACUUGAGCGGACAGGAGAGUUGGAGCCAGUUGUUUUGUGGGACUCGCGGGGAAUGGCAAACUCCACCGUAGCCUUGGAAACAUCCAACUAAAUGACAAUGGCUGAGGCUAUCUGCUGCACUUUGGUGAACUGUAACUGUGACAGCUUCAAGCCUGGGAAGCUGAAGAGGAGGCAGUGUGAGAACUGCAAGCAUGGCUGGGUAGCACACGCCCUGAGUAAGCUCAAGGUGCAUCACAUGUACCAGAGCAGCCAGGUGGAGAUUGUGCACUCCAACGUGGUGUUUGAUAUCUGCAGCCUGAUGCUGUACGGCACCCAAGCCAUCCCCAUACGCCUCAAGAUCCUGCUGGACCGCCUUUUCUCCGUCCUCAAGCAGGAGGAGGUUAUUCAGAUCCUCAACGCACUCGACUGGACACUGCAGGACUACAUCCGAGGAUAUGUGCUUCAGGAUGUAGCAGGGAAGGUGCUGGACCGGUGGGCCAUCAUGACAUUUGAGGAGGAGAUUGCCACGCUGCAGCAGUUCCUGCGUUUUGGAGAGACCAAGUCCAUAGUGGAGCUGAUGGCUCUGCAGGACAAGGAGGGCCAGGCGGUACUGGUUCCCAGCACCCGUACCAACUCAGAUAUCCGCACUUUUAUUGAGCGCAACACCCCACGCACUGCUGCCAACCUCUCUACAUCCAAAGUUGAGAAGCUGAGUGGCAACAGCAUGCACCACUUUGAGAACUUUAUCAACAGUAUGGCCUUCAUGCUGCCAUUCCAGCUGUUAGGCUCUGUUCCUGCACCGUUUCUGGGCUCACCGACAGGGACACUGCAGCAACAACACCAGCAACACCAGCAGCCAUGCCGUGGAUCAGUGGAGCAGCAGAGUCAGAGACGAGAUGAUCAAGGGCAGGACAGUCUAGGGAGGGACCCCAUCUCUCUUUCACACCCUCCAGAUAGCAGCCUGCUAGGUUCAAGCUCUGUCUUAUUCCCUGCUGAUCUAGACCGAAGUGGAGACAAGCCAAUGGACUGUCUCUCCACCACAACAAAAAUCGAGGCCGAGGACUUCUCCACUAGUGACAACUACUCAGAUGGACCCUCCACACCAUGCACGCCCUCCAUGAGCUCUGAUGUAACACAGAUGUCACCUGAGAGCAAGUUGCGCUCUCUGGACAGGAACGGGAAUGGCAAUGGUGGGGUCUCAGGAGGUGGUGGGGGAGGAGGUUCUCUGAAGAAGGGUCGUGUAUUUUGCAAUGCCUGCGAGAAGACAUUCUAUGACAAAGGUACACUGAAAAUCCAUUACAAUGCAGUGCACCUGAAGAUUAAGCACAAGUGUACUAUUGAGGGCUGCAACAUGGUGUUCAGCUCGUUGCGUAGUCGCAAUCGCCAUAGUGCCAACCCAAACCCACGGUUACACAUGCCCAUGAACCGGAACAACAGGGACAAAGACCUGCGUGGCAGCUUGUCUGCUGAUGAGGGCUCUCAAGGAGAGAAGAGGCCCGAAUAUGGAAUCCCCAUCCCUGUCUGCUCUGCAGAAAGCCAUAAGUCAGUGCCCAGCUACAUGGUGAGCCAUGUAGACACUAGCUCUAAACUCCACAGCAGCUCAUUCCCUAGCAUGAGCCAGAGUGGCAUCCUCUUCCCCAAUUUAAAAACAGUACAGCCAGUUCUGCCUUUCUACCGCAGCCUGGUAACCCCGGCAGAGCUUGCAAAUACCCCAGGAACACUGCCCUCACUUCCUCUGUUGUCCUCCUCUGUACCCGUCAAACCCGUGACAGCCCCUGAACCCUACAUGACAGACCCUAUACCAAAGAAAAAGUCUCGGAAGUCAAGCAUGCCAAUAAAAAUAGAGAAGGAGGCAGUGGAGCAAGAUGAGCAGAUGGAUAAGGACAGCAGCUCUGAGGAUGAGGCGCCGUUGCAAGCUAGGGACCAGGUAAAGUGUGAUGGUAGCCGAGCAGAGGGCAACAUGUGCACAAGACAAGCUGGGGAGGAGAAAGAACCAAGAGGGGCUUACAUUGGUGAAGAGAAGGAAAGGGAGGGUGCUAAGCAUCUGUUGGACCAAACCUUAGAAAGAGAAAUGACUGAGAGGGAGGACAAAGAUGAUGGGCCAAGGCAAGCAGAAACAGGGGUUAUCACCUGUGCCCCUCCCCCCUUCGAAAACAGACUGAUGGAGAAUCACUGUGACAGCAACUUACUCUGCGCGGAACCCAAUGGCAAUGAAGAAAGAGAGGAUGGGGACCAUGCAAACACGCUGCAUAUAGCCGACAAGAUUUCAGAGCUCAGCUGGCAUGAGGGUGAGCACAGGCUGACUAACGGGGGCGAUCCCCAGCUCAUAGACCAUGACAGGGAUGGAUCCGACGGCUGUGCAGACGACUAUGGUGACUCAGGUUCGUCUCACCUUGACCCCAAUGCUGACCUGCCACACCACUGUGAGAUCUGCAGUAAGACCUUUAAGAACCCGUACAGCGUCAAGAUGCACUACCAAAAUGUCCACCUGAAGGAGAUGCACAUGUGCACAGUGGACGGCUGCAAUGCUGCCUUCCCCUCCCGCAGGAGCCGAGACAGACACAGUGCAAAUUCGAACCUGCACCACAAGCUGCUGACCAAAGACUCAUUCAGCCCAGUCAACAAUAUCUACACGCCCUCAUCCCACUGUAGAGACAGAGACUCUGUUGGCCUGGACUACUGCCAAGACCAACGGGACAGAGAUCUGCCCCAUCGAGACCCAGCCAGCCAGACCUCCGUCAUCUUCCGAGGACACAACCGUAUGGGCCUGGUCUUCCCUAUGAGCAAAAUGUCUACAGCACCAUUCAAUGCUGAGCCAUCUCCCUUAGCAGAGAUGGAGGGAUUAGGACGAGGAGGAGAAGGUGGUGAAAGUGUGGAGGAUGGGGCAGUCCUGGACCUGAGCACCUCGUCCUCUGCUCCGCCUCGUGGCAAUGGCAGUGCUCAAUCUUCCUGGGACUCAGAUGGAGCUGGUAGUGAGGAAGGGGAAGGGAUUGAAGAGGAUGAGGAGGUGCUCCCCAUGGAGGACAGCGAUGAAAGCUGCGAUGGGAUCGGCGUGGGGAGGCCUGGGGGUGAGGAGUUGGCACUUGUGGGAGAGAGGACCCUGGGCUGCAUUGGGGGAGGACAAGGCGGGAUUCAGGGAGGUGGGGGUGGAUCUCCAAUAACCUGCCACGUCUGCCAAAAGGUCUACAGCAACAAAGGAACAUUCAGAGCCCAUUACAAGACUGUCCAUCUGCGACUGCUUCACAAGUGUAAAGUCCCCGGCUGCAACACAUCCUUCUCCUCUGUGCGAAGCAGAAACAGGCACAGCCAGAACCCAAACCUUCACAGGAACCUGGCUGUCAGCUCAGGUGCCGCAAUGGAUCAGGAGUAAGGAUUUGAACUUGUGUGCCAACAUGACUGAUUUCCUUUGUUCCAAGUGUCUUUUUGUUGCUGUUGUUUUUCAUUUUUGGGCACCUAAAGAAGGCUCACCAAUUAGCACUUUUAAAAUUCCAUCCUGUUGUCAUAUUUUGGGUAAAAGAGAGGAAAAAAAAGAUAUACAAUCAUGAGUUCAUUUGUUGUGGCAAAUGCAACUUGCUUUUGGAACAAAUGGCUUUUACUGCAAGGCAAAAAAAAAAAAAUUCAUAAAGUAUUACAUGCAGCUGUCUGUAUUUCCACAUCAACGUG